AUUUUAGAGGUCGCGUCAAAGUGUGGGUUUAACCAAAGUAUAAUUAUUGUUGUUAUAACACUAUGAUGUGAUCAAGUGGCCUUAAGCGAUUAGUACAAGAAUUACACGGUUAUUCGAAAGCAUAUGAGAGCAUCGAUCGCCUGCCCACCUUCAAUAGAAUCCAGGGGCAGCGUUCACAAUCUUCAGCUGGACAUCAUGGAUGACAUUGUCCAAACACGGAAGGUUAGAAUGAAGAUGUGGAACACCAGCAAUGGAAAAGUGUGCGAAUUGCAACAUUUGGACGAAACUGGGGACGUGCAGGCCGUGCAGAGGUACACCAGCAACGUUGCUAGGAGAUUUUCGGACUUCGUAGGUACAACUCUCGCACCUAUUCCAAGUAUGAGUAAGCGCAGAGCCUCAGAGCGUCCCCAGCCGUUUACAUCAGGAACAAAAGAAGCUUCGUCCGGCAUCGUAUGCAUCAACACAGACCCGAUCUUCCAUUCACUUUCGACAUCAGCUACGGAGAUCAACCAAUGUGAGAAGGAGCAGGAGGACAAAGAUAAACCAAGUACAUCGCGACGACGAGGUCAACUGAAAAACAAAAGAUCCAACACCUUCGACGUAUCCAUCCUCCAGCAGAAGCUUAGCACCAUGGAGGCCAUGUCGAUUCCCACACCUUCCAACUGGUGCACGAAGAGGCACCAGCCUACGAGGGGUGAUAUAAUUAAAGCAGCGGUAUCUAGCCAGAAAGACAGGAAACCAGGAAAGGCGAUGUGGGACGACAAAACUAGGUCGCUGGUAGAUCCGCAAGGUCUCGGAAGCGCCAUUGAGGUGUUUUUAAGGAAAACCUCACCGUCUGACUCUGACAAUGUUACUAAUACCUCCCCAACGAAAAGCCUCUCGAGAAUAAUCAGCAAAGGAGCUGCACCAGGGAGGUCCAAGACGUGGUGCUGCAAAGGGCGUCGUGAAAGAGGGCUUGAUGCACCUAGGGAAAAUAAAAAUCUAUAUAACUCAUGCACAAAAGGAAUUACAAUUAAACUCCAGAUUAAAAAAGUUUGUUAUUUAUAAAACUCAUAAUAUGCUGUUAUAUCGUUUUAAUGGUUAAGCUGGUAAUUGUGUUGCCUUUGUCAGUAUUGAAAAAUGUAUUGUACCAAAGCAUAUCUUUGUAUUUUCCAACAAAAUUUUAAAUAAAAAGUACUAACUAGAUGGCGUUUCUCUUUUCGAUUCCAUUUCUGGUGCUGGCUGAACAGCUGAUGUUGAAGGACAUGGUUCUGAAAAUCAAAAAGGUCUCAAUUAAUCAUAAACAUUUGUCUACAAGAAUUACACUAUACUCAAAACAAAUUAUAUCGAGACAAAUAAAUGGAAAACCCGUAGGUAAAGAAAAAAUACAAAAUACUCAACACAAUAUGCUGUCUUUUUUUUUUGUCUCAAUUUGGGUGAAAGUUACAUAGCG
Acanthoscelides obtectus is the source of this 1432-nucleotide messenger RNA. Lineage: Eukaryota; Metazoa; Arthropoda; Insecta; Coleoptera; Chrysomelidae. The record is from the annotation of a GenBank genome assembly.